Guillardia theta CCMP2712 is the source of this 864-nucleotide messenger RNA. RefSeq lists its product as hypothetical. NCBI's taxonomy places the organism in Eukaryota, Cryptophyceae, Pyrenomonadales, Geminigeraceae. The record is from RefSeq and is a predicted model, not a curated record. The annotation marks the transcript as partial. Gene Ontology annotation, molecular function: protein heterodimerization activity; transcription coactivator activity. Gene Ontology annotation, cellular component: transcription factor TFIID complex; nucleus. Gene Ontology annotation, biological process: RNA polymerase II preinitiation complex assembly; transcription initiation at RNA polymerase II promoter. The transcript is spliced from 10 exons.
AGCAUUCCCAAACCAUGGCGGAUGAGGAAGAUGUGGAUGUCGACGAAGACAUGGUGAAACAGUCACUGCCAACCUUCUCCUCGAACUUGCAAUCGUUUCAAGGAACAGGCUCCAGCCAUUCUUCUGACAUUAGAAGUAUAGCUGUUUCAUCGCAUUCAAACAAACCGCAACCUUCUCCCGAGAAAAGCAAGAAAAGUAAACGAGACGAUGUAUCGGAAAGUGUGAAAGAGAAUGAAUCAGUCUCUGGAGAAGGAGGUAAACCUCAGCCUCCGAAGAAGAAAUCGAAGAAGAAGAAGCCCUCCGGUGAAAAGAAGCAGGAUGGCGCAGAAACAUCCAGUAAGUCACCGAGCAAAAAGGACAGCGGAGUUGAUAAAGAUAAGGAUGACCUUGAUUUGGACAAGAAGGACCUUGAGGCUAGCGAGAAGAAAGACGUCGAUGGAGAGCUAUCAGAUGACGAAGAUCCCGAAGAUGCUGAGACAGCAUUGGAUGAAAAGUUCAAAGAAGCUCAGAAGGCCAGAGAAUCGAUGCUCUUGAAGACUGCUUCCGAAGAAGAUUGGAAGCGAUACACUGCCAUGAGGCAGUCAAAAUUCAAUGAUAAUGUGAUCAAGUCGAUGAUUUCCCAGAUUUCAGAAAUUCCAGCUGGAAACAUCAGAAAGCCUGUACUUUUCACCAUGGCAGGAAUUGCCAAGAUCUUUGUCGGAGAAAUUAUAGAUACAGCGCGUGUUGUUCGUCAAGAGUGGGGCGAAUGCCAAGAUGGCGCGGAACCGUUGCAGCCGAGCACAUACAGGAGGCAUAUCGAAGAAUGCUUCUUGAAGGCAAGGUCCCCGAAUCAGGAGUCCCUCGUGCACGCUUCAAUAGAUAAAG